Messenger RNA from Choloepus didactylus (southern two-toed sloth), 5768 nucleotides. RefSeq names its product TBC1 domain family member 30 (gene TBC1D30). Gene Ontology annotation, cellular component: endoplasmic reticulum. Bases 220 to 3060 code for a protein of 946 amino acids. The record is from RefSeq and is a predicted model, not a curated record. NCBI's taxonomy places the organism in Eukaryota, Metazoa, Chordata, Mammalia, Pilosa, Megalonychidae. The transcript is spliced from 14 exons.
CCAGAGGCGUGGCCGCCUCCCUUCUCUGCCGGGUGCGGGCCGGGGGGAGCUCCGGGCGCCUCGGGAACCCGGAGCCCGCUGGCGCCGCGCCCGGCCUAGGGCACACGGCCGGGGACGAGGCCGCGCCUCCUCCCGGAACUAGCCGGCGCUGCGGGGCUGGGGGCGCCAGGGCCCGAGCGGGAGGAGUGGCAGGCGCGGGGCCGCGGCACGCGGGGCGACAUGGAGGUCCUUUCCGCAGGCGGGGGACGGACAGGGCGACCAGCGUCCGAGUGCCGCGGCGCCCGCGAGGCGAGGCCGGAGGACGCGGAGGAGGAAGCCGUCCCUGGAGUGCCCGGCUCCUCGCCCCUCCGAGGGACGCCCCCCGCGGAGCAGCUGCGCGGCGCCCGGGAUGCCUGGGAGGGUGAGGAGGACCCGGAACCCCGCGAGCCGCGGGGCGGCCGGACGAGCCGCACGGCGUCCCUGGUGAGCGGGCUGCUCACCGAGCUCUACAGCUGCACCGAGGAGGAGGAGGCGGCGGGCGGCAGCAGCGGCCGCGGGUCUGGGGCCGGCCGGUGGCGUCGCGACAGCCUCGACAGCUCCACCGAGGCCUCGGGCUCCGACGUGUUCCUGGGCGGCCGCGGCGGCGCGGGCGACUCCCGAGUGCUGCAGGAGCUGCAGCAGCGGCCGAGCCAGCGGCACCAGAUGCAGUACCUGCGGCAGAAAGAUAUCAGUGAACUGAAGACAAUCCUUCGAGAGCUGAAGUACAGAAUUGGCAUUCAGUCAACGAAGUUACUUCGGCAGCUGAAGCAGAAAGAUAGGCUCCUGCACAGAGUACAGAAGAACUGCGAUAUCGUGACUGCAUGCUUGCAGGCCCUCUCACAGAAGAGAAGGGUUGAUACAAAGUUGAAGUUCACUCUCGAGCCAUCUUUAGGUCAAAAUGGUUUUCAGCAGUGGUAUGAUGCACUCAAGGCAGUUGCUAAACUAUCAACAGGCAUACCAAAGGAAUGGAGGAGAAAGGUUUGGUUGACCUUGGCAGAUCAUUAUUUGCACAGUAUAGCCAUUGAUUGGGACAAAACCAUGCGCUUCACUUUUAAUGAAAGGAGUAAUCCUGAUGAUGACUCAAUGGGAAUUCAGAUAGUCAAGGAUCUUCAUCGCACAGGCUGCAGUUCUUACUGUGGCCAGGAAGCUGAGCAGGACAGGGUUGUGUUGAAGCGUGUCCUGUUGGCCUAUGCCCGAUGGAACAAGAACGUUGGUUACUGCCAAGGCUUUAACAUCCUGGCUGCACUAAUUCUGGAAGUGAUGGAAGGCAAUGAAGGGGAUGCGCUGAAAGUUAUGAUUUACCUUAUUGAUAAGGUACUUCCUGAAAGCUAUUUUGUCAAUAAUCUCCGGGCAUUGUCUGUGGACAUGGCUGUCUUCAGAGACCUCUUGAGAAUGAAGCUCCCUGAAUUAUCUCAGCACCUAGAUGCUCUUCAGAGAACUGCAAACAAGGAAAGUGGAGGUGGAUAUGAGCCCCCACUUACGAAUGUCUUCACCACGCAGUGGUUCCUGACCGUCUUUGCUACGUGCCUCCCUAAUCACACGGUUUUAAAGAUCUGGGAUUCAGUCUUCUUUGAAGGUUCGGAAAUCAUCCUUAGGGUGUCGCUGGCUAUCUGGGCAAAAUUGGGAGAGCAAAUAGAAUGUUGUGAAACAGCAGAUGAAUUCUACAGCACCAUGGGGCGGCUUACACAGGAGAUGCUAGAGAAUGACCUUCUGGAAAGCCAUGAACUCAUGCAGACUGUUUAUUCUAUGGCUCCAUUCCCUUUCCCACAGUUGGCAGAGUUGAGGGAAAAAUACACCUACAACAUUACACCAUUCCCAGCCACAGUUAAAGCCACCUCAGUUUCUGGACGACAAUGUAAGGUCAGAGACAGUGAUGAAGAGAAUGACCUGGACGAUGAAGAUGCUAUUGUUAAUGCAGUAGGGUGUCUCGGACCUCUUAGUGGACUCCUGGGACCUGAACUGCAGAAGUUCCAAAGGCAAAUUAAAGAGUCAAAUGAGGAACAGAGUCUGAGAUCUAAUAAUAUUGCAGAACUGAGUCCAGGAGCAAUCAAUUCCUGCCGAAGUGAAUACCAUGCAGCUUUUAACAGUAUGAUGAUGGAGCGCAUGACCACAGAUAUCAGUGCUCUGAAGCGGCAGUACUCUCGCAUUAAAAAGAAGCAACAGCAGCAGGUUCAUCAGGUGUAUAUCAGGGCAGGCUCUAAAGAAGAAAAAGGCCAUGAGUUCUUUUUAGGUCCCAAGGACCAGCCAAUGCAUGACAAAGGGCCAGUGACCAGCCUUCUCCCGUCCCAGGUAAACAAUUCUCCGGUUAUAAACCACCUUCUUUUAGGAAAGAAGAUGAAAAUGACUAAUAGAGCUGCCAAGAAUGCUGUCAUCCACAUCCCUGGUCACACAGGAGGCAAAAUUUCUCCAGUCCCCCAUGAAGAUCUCAAGACAAAGCUCAACUCUCCAUGGAGAACUCACAUCAGAGUCCACAAAAAGACCAUGACGAGGACCAAGAGUCAGCUGUGCUGUGGGGACACGAUAGGGCUGAUAGAAGAGCAGAAUGAGGGCUGUGCAACUAACAACUUGGGGUUGGCAGAGGAGGGUUCCUCCAAUUGUACAUCGACAGCUCCAAGAGAAGGCAGCAGCUCUGAAGGCAGCACCGGGAGGAGAAUUGAAGAACAGUCUCCAAAGCCAUUGUUUGGGGAAGCCGAUGCCAACGUAUCUGUGGUUCAGGUGAAGUUAGAAGUCUUGGACCUGAACCACAGGGAUGUUGUUGCUGAAACUGAGGCCAAGGUGCCCCUGCCCUGCCAGCGGCAUAUCUCAGAGCCGUCUAAUGCACCUGAAGAAAACAAAGCCACCAGCAAACCUCCCCAAAGCAGCAACCCUAAAACUCCCAUCUUUAGCCCCUUUCCCAGUGUCAAGCCACUCCGUAAGUCAGCCACUGCCAGGAAUUUGGGAUUAUAUGGUCCUACGGAAAGAACCCCAACUGUGCACUUCCCUCAGAUAAGCAGGAGUGUCAGCAAAUCUGGAGGUGGAAACAGUGGCACUAAGAAACGGUGAUGUCUCCCAAGAACUUUGUCUCUGGAUGCACCUUUUUAUGGUAGUACAAUGGUUCCAGCUGAAUGGCUCCAAAAGAGUUUUAAUUGUCCAGUGAAAAUAAACAGGGUCAGAGAGGAGCAACAGUACAUGAAAGGGGAAUUGAAAGUUUAUAAAGAGAGCUAGAAAAAGGAUGUUUUCCUAUGGAGACAUCCACUUGAGAACUGAUGAAGUGGAUUCUAAUGGCAAAAUAAAUGUUGUUUCAAAAUGUGAAGGUUUUCCAAUUUUCAUUGUGAGCUGUUUAGAAAAGACUGUAUAAGUAGACUGUUAACCUGUCUUCCUUCUUGCUGCUCUGAGGGCCUUCAGGGUCCCUGUGACAACACUCUCCAAACCUGCCAAUUCUCUAAUGUUUUAAUACUCAAGCAUGCACACAUUGGCUUGCUAGAACAAAAACUGUCAAAAGAAAGUAAGUUUCUUAGUUGCAAAAAACUUCCUGAUUUCCCUUUUCAUGCCCAAUGGGGGAAAUGUUCAGGUGUUUGGGUUUUCCCUUGGUAAUUUCAGCCAUUUUCAAGAUGCUAAAGCACAGAGAAAAAAAAUCUAGAUAGUCUUUCUUUAACUUUCUAUUUCUACCUGCAAAAUGAAGAAAACCUUUAGUCUGUUGAAAUUUAGGUUGAUGACCAACAUGAAUAUCUUUAACACAGAGAACACAAACGGGUUAUGCAUUAAGCCAUUGCUCUGAACAGCUUGGCUGAUUCCAUUGUUUUUUGCAAGUUUCGUCUUCUCCUCUUCAGGCGAGCUUUGGUCCUCAGUGGUAUGGAUUACUUAGUGGGCUCUACCUGGAGUUCAACCUGCAUCUUCCACCUUGCAGCUCACUUACCUACCUGCUCUCCAUGGCAGAUGGGCAAAGUCUCUGCUCUCAAAGAGCCUCCAGCCUCCAAAGCUAGAACGUAAGCACCUGUGACUCUGUUACUUGAAUUUUGUGCUUGUUUUGAUUGGAGUCCUUUGUUACUUGAACACUGCCUUUCUCCAGAGAAGGCCCUUGUACUUUCUAGCUCUCUCUCACCCACUCCUCCCCUGGUCCCAGCACCCUUUAUCUCCACUAUGCAGAUGGGAACUCUGAGCCACACAGAGGUGAAGUAAUACUUCAGUUAUUCAAGGUAAAUGCUUCUAGUAUUCCAUGGGACUUAGCCACAUUUCCUCCAGUGCAGUAGGCAGGUUUAAUGCUCUUUGUACAUAGAUGCAUUGGCUAUGUAGGUCAUUAAAACUAAGACUCAAAAACCAUUCCCCACACUCCUUCCUGACUCAAAGGACCUUUCUCCAAAUGGUACAGAGUCCCAUGAUGGCACUUUACAAAAUCAGCUCUGACCAUCUUCUCCUGAAAAGGUAGUUCUUUUUUUUAAAUGUUUCAUGGAGAUGUCUUUUGGCAGAAAAUGAGCCCCCCCUCCCCUACUUCAUUACAAGCAGAGAUUCAGCAUCUUUAUUCUCAUCUCUAGAAAACACUGGGGAUGCUUUCAGGAAUAUUGUUGCUAUAGUCAAUAUUAAUUUGCUCUAAUUUGAUUGGUAAUUCUGAAACCCAAGUGAUAGUUUUAGAGGGGGCUUUUACUAUGAGAGGUACUAAUUUUUUAAAAAUCAAAUAGAGAAUGGGAUUGUGUGGCCUUUGGUACACACACACACACACACACACAAAAGCCACAAAAAUGACAUGCACAGUGAGAAAAGCAAUUUUGUCCCCUUGAUGUUUUUACCCUCAAAUGGACUGAAGGUGAAAAAUAUGACUAAUAAGUUACUGCAGUUUGAGUAUCUGAAGUUAGCAUGUAGCUUCUAAAAAACCAGCCUGUACCUUGGAAAGGGUGUAGGCGGAGAGUUGGGCUUACUUUGCACACUAGCCCCGGGGGAACAGACUGACCACAUUUUCUGAAGGGAAACAAGUGACAUGCUUUUCUUCCAUCUGCUAAAUUUUACUGAUAAGAAUAAUUCCAUUUCAUAUUCUUUUUUCUUUCCCAUCCCAGAUGAGUCAGAAUAGUAAUAUUUGCUCUUUCCUCUCAAGUCAGCUCACUAGCUCCCUGAUGAUCUGGUUUCAAGGAGGUGGGAGAUGGGGUGGAGGCAGCUUAGGAUUGCACUACUGCUGUCUUCCACCUGUCCUUCCAUUAGCAGCACAUGCUGUGCCCUGGAAAGUCUCCACUCACCUAUUAACUGGUGUUGGUCUUCCUGGAAAGGGGAUGGAUGAGGUGGGACAAGGUUUUUGGGCUAAGUGUUUGUUGAAUGAAUGAAUAACUAAAAGAGUAAUAGUCCUUUGAGCUAAAAAUGACCUUGGUGUGAUUUUAAAAACUGACAGAUUGCUGUUAAAAUACUUUUCUGUACCAAUAACAUGCAUGCAUUGUGCCAAGUAAUCACGAUGUGAAUUGGUCAAUUUGUUUUCUUUUAGAAAAUAAAGAAACCUGUAGUAGCCUCUACCACACAGCAUGUACAAAGACCAGUAUGGACUUGACAAAUCUUCCCUAUGUACUGGACACUGUAUGCAAGCACCAGAAGUACUUAACAAGUAGCAGUUUCUUUACUUUUAGAGAUGUUUGUACUCUUCAGCACUUUUGCCGGAGUUGACCCAUUCUAUUGCCUCCUCAACUAAGACCUCUUAAAAAAGUCUACAGAUGAUAUGAACCUAUGGGCUGUAACUGUUUAGAACAUUGUAUUCCUAUUUUGUCUCUUGUUGUUAUAAAGAAUUGUAUUGAUUA